AUGUAUGAGUAUAUAGAUUAUAAAAAAUGGCUUCUAAUGCAAACCUAUGUUCUUACUGUAGAACUUAUAUUAAAUGAUGAAGAACUUCAAAUUUUGACAUUACUUGAAGUUGAAAAGAUAUUACAAACAAAUCUACGUACUUUGAAGGAUUUUCGUCCGAUUCCAUAUCCUAAUGGGUAUGUUUUGGAACAACUUGGUAAUCGGUUGAUUUACGACGAACGAAAUUACAAUGUAUCUGCACUUAAAACCGAAUUUGCAAAUAUGUUUGCAUCACAGAAUUCUGUUUGCAACAUUGAACCAAAGGAUGAUCUUGCAGAAAUGCUGAGACAAACACAAUUGAUAAUUUGGGAUGAGGGUCUCAUGACUCACAAACAUUGUUUUGAGUCCCUUGAUAGGACACUAAGAGACAUUAUGGAUAAUCAUCCUAAUUCAAAUUCCAUCUUUAGUGGUAAAGUCAUUGUUUUUGGAGGUGAUUUUAGACAAAUUCUUCCUGUUGUACCAAGAGGAACCAGUUCAAAUAUUGUACACGGUUCAUUGAAUGUUUCUUACAUUUGGAAUGAUUGUGAGGUACUUACACUUACAAGAAAUAUGAAACUUCAAAGUGGUUCAAACCCAACUGAAUGUCUUGAAAUUGAACAAUUUUUAAAAUGGUUGCUCAAUAUUGGGGAGGGAAAAGUUUCAGAACCUAAUGAUGGAUAUGUUAAGUUUGAUAUUACUUCUGAAAUCUUAAUAUCAAGUUUCAAUGAUCCAAUUAAGGCAAUUAUGGAGAGUACUUAUCUGAGUUUUAUGGAUAACUACCACUCGUAUGAUUAUCUCAAAAGUCGAGAUAUUCUAGCAGCAAAAAUUGAAAUUGUUGAUCAAAUCAAUGAACAUGUGCUUGCUCUAAUGUCAGGUGAGGCAAGAGACUACUACAACUCUAACUUAAUAGAUAGAUCUUAA
This is a messenger RNA of Lathyrus oleraceus (garden pea), 939 nucleotides long. RefSeq lists its product as uncharacterized. Bases 1 to 939 code for a protein of 312 amino acids. Gene Ontology annotation, molecular function: DNA helicase activity. Lineage: Eukaryota; Viridiplantae; Streptophyta; Magnoliopsida; Fabales; Fabaceae. Gene Ontology annotation, biological process: telomere maintenance; DNA repair. The record is from RefSeq and is a predicted model, not a curated record. The transcript is spliced from 3 exons.